Molecule: messenger RNA, 639 nt
Organism: Punica granatum (pomegranate)
Lineage: Eukaryota; Viridiplantae; Streptophyta; Magnoliopsida; Myrtales; Lythraceae
Source: RefSeq, a predicted model, not a curated record
CUCUUUGCAUAUAUGGUCAGCUAAUAAAUACCGAAUAGACCAGAGAGAAAGAAGCUUAAAUAUUAAUUUGUUUUAACAAUGGAGGGCCAUGGUUGGAUUCAGAAGAAAGGAUUAUGGGCUAAUUUGAUGGUGGUGGUGAUCAUCAGCUUAUCGGAAAUGGAAGGGGUGAGGGGGAGGAAUCCAGUGCUUCACAGGGUAGGAGGAGGAAGGUACACUUGGGCUCCCAACAUCAACUUCACUCAGUGGGCUAGCCACGAGGUCUUCUACGUCGGCGAUUGGCUCUACUUUGGAUUCGACAAGCAUCAUUAUAAUGUUCUCCAAGUGAACAAGACAAGCUACGAUGCCUGUGAGGACAAGGACUUCAUCGCGAACAUCACCAGAGGUGGCCGCGAUGUGUAUAAUCUCACUCAGGCGAAGCCAUACUACUUCCUCAGCGGUCGUGGCGGCUGCUCUCAAGGAAUGAAACUUGCCAUCUCUGUUAAGGAGGCUCCGCUGCCUGAUCGCACCCUGCCUCAUACCCAUAUUCUGCCAAAGACCAAUGGCUGCUCUCCACUUUCGCUCGCCUGCAGUGCUCACGUUAAUGACCCUGUCUUCGGCGCUGCUUUUUUCGUGUUCCUUUCGCUUGUUUUCAUGAGCUAG